Molecule: messenger RNA, 3093 nt
Organism: Osmerus eperlanus (European smelt)
Lineage: Eukaryota; Metazoa; Chordata; Actinopteri; Osmeriformes; Osmeridae
Product: zinc finger protein 271-like
Exons: 2
Coding region: 695-2224 (509 amino acids)
Biological process (GO): regulation of transcription by RNA polymerase II
Cellular component (GO): PcG protein complex; transcription regulator complex; chromatin
Molecular function (GO): DNA-binding transcription factor activity, RNA polymerase II-specific; RNA polymerase II cis-regulatory region sequence-specific DNA binding
Source: RefSeq, a predicted model, not a curated record
UUGUAUCCACGGUUACGUGAGCUCUAAAUCAAUGUAGUUUAUCAUGGAGAUACGUAGGCUAAAGUUAAGCUAUUUUUUAACAGCUAUGAAGGUAAGUGCUACUGUAGCAUUAUAUGCGUUGCUUUUGGCGUUGUAUCCAGGAUUUGCGACGUUGUGCUUGGUUUUAAACUCAUUUCGGUGCUACAGUAGCUAGCUCUAGCUAGCCUAGCUUUACUUCGAUUGUGAUGUUAGCUAGACUCAGUGUUUGUCUUUAUUAAUGGGGAUUUGUUAGUACGUUGUGGAAAGUGUGUGUAAUAUGAUUUUAUGUUAUGUAGAUGCAGACAGUCUUGUGAGUCUCAAGGUAUUUAACACAUUGACAUUUCCCUGCUGUAUGACUGUUAAGCCUGUGUUCUGCUCCUCUCUUUCACCACCCGUCUCUGGAGGAGGGGAUCCCUCACUGAAUUGCUUCUCCCAAUGUUUCUUCAAUUUUUUCUCCUCCAAUCCCCUACUGGCCAAUCAUACUUGAUCAUGGGUGGAGACUAGACAGAGAAGACACCUUAAGGCUCCAGAGAGACUACAGAGAUAGACUCAACCAUAGAGAGACUCAACCAGACACAGCAGUAACCACACAGAGGAUAAACCAGAGAAACAAGCUUCCAGACUCUAGAUACAGGAUCCAGAGAGACCAGACAGAGAACAAAGAGAGAGCUGAGUUAUGGAGACACAUCACUGUGAUACAUGUGGGAAGAGCCUUUCCUCAUCUAGUAACCUUAAGAAGCACAUGAAGAUCCACACUGGAGAGAAGUCCUACAGCUGUGACCUCUGUGGUAAAACCUUUAGCCGUGCUAGCAGUUUAACAAUUCACUGCAGAAUCCACACUGGAGAGAAGCCCUACAGCUGUGACCUCUGUGAUAAAACCUUUAGCCAGGCUUCCAAUUUCACAGUUCACCGCAGGACCCACACUGGAGAGAAGCCCUACAGCUGUGACCUCUGUGGAAAAACCUUUAGCCAGGCUGGUCAUUUCAGAGCUCAUAGCAGGAUCCACACUGGAGAGAAGCCCUACAGCUGUGACCUCUGUGGCAAAACCUUUAGCCGUGCUAGCAAUUUCACAGAUCACCGCAAAAUCCACACUGGAGAGAAGCCCUACAGCUGUGACCUCUGUGGUAAAACCUUUAGCAGUAAUAGCAGUUUCACAGUUCACCGCAGAAUCCACACUGGAGAGAAGCCCUACAGCUGUGACCUCUGUGGUAAAACCUUUAGCAGUAAUGGCAGUUUCACAGUUCACAGCAGAACCCACACUGGAGAGAAGCCCUACAGCUGUGACCUCUGUGAUAAAACCUUUAGCCAUGCUAACAGUUUCACAGUUCACCGCAGAAUCCACACUGGAGAGAAGCCCUACAGCUGUGACCUCUGUGGUAAAACCUUUAGCCAUGCUAACAGUUUCACAGUUCACAGCAGAAUCCACACUGGAGAGAAGUGCUACAGCUGUUACCUCUGUGAUAAAACCUUUAGCAGGUACAGAAAUUUCAUAGUUCACAGCAGGAUCCACACUGGAGGGAAGUGCUACAGCUGUUACCUCUGUGAUAAAACCUUUAGCAGUUAUAGAAAUUUCAUAGUUCACAGCAGGAUCCACACUGGAGAGAAGCCCUACAGCUGUGACCUCUGUGGAAAAACCUUUAGGCACGCUGGCAAUUUCACAGUUCACCGCAAGAUCCACACUGGAGAGAAGCCCUACAGCUGUGACGUCUGUGGUAAAUCCUUUAGCCAGGCUGGCCAGGUCAGAGCUCAUAGCAGGAUCCACACUGGAGAGAAGCCCUACAGCUGUGACCUCUGUGAUAAAACCUUUAGCUGUGCUAGCAGUGUCACAGUUCACCGCAGAAUCCACACUGGAGAGAAGCCCUACAGCUGUGACCUCUGUGAUAAAACCUUUAGCAGUGUUAGCAAUUUCACAGUUCACCGCAGAAUCCACACUGGAGAGAAGCCCUACAGCUGUGAUAUCUGUGGAAAAACCUUUAGCUGUGCUAGCAGUGUCACAGUUCACCGCAGAAUCCACACUGGAGAGAAGCCCUACAGCUGUGACCUCUGUGAUAAAACCUUUAGCUGUGCUAGCAGUGUCACAGUUCACAGCAGGAUCCACACUGGAGAGAAGCCCUACAGCUGUGACCUCUGUGACUAUUCAGGUAAAACAAAUAGCCAUCUGAAGAGUCACAUCCGUGUCCACUGUAGAAAAACCCCAAAGCCGUGAUGUCUGGGGCCAAGCUGUCCCAGCAGUCACCACCUGAGAGAACUUCUGUAUGACCCACAGCUGGAAGAACUACCGGCCUACAACUAAAAAAUCUAAAAUCCUCUGCUGUUAGACUGCUCCUCCCAAGGUUUCUUCCAUUUUGUUGAUCACAUUUUAUUGAUGUAAUACUUUUUAGCCUGUGUUAGGAACCUUGUCUAGGGAGAAACGCCGUAACACUAGACAAACACACAAGACAGAACACACAUGCAAACAGGGUGAGGGACAGGGAACAACCUGUGUUCUGCACCUUUUGUUCACCAACUGUCUUUGGAGGAGGGGAGCACUGAACUGCUCCUCGCAAGGUUUCUUCUAUUUGUUCUCAAAUUUUCCUUGUCUUUCUAAAGGGUUACGGUUGGUUAGGGGUAGUUCUAUGGGCGUAUGUCAAGCCCUCUGUGACAUCGCUUGUAAAAAUGGCUAUACAAAUAAACUUGAUUUGAAUUUGAUGAUAAGUCGUCCAAUGCACACUGAUCUUUAUCCAUUGUUGAAGAAUACAACACACUUCUCUGUAUUUACAUUUGCAAGUAAAGGAUCAAGAGACUGCAUGGUUCUGAAACAAAAGGGUUUAUUGUCCUAUUUACAAGAUGAUAGCCUGAUAACAGCAGUUUACACCCUUCUCUCCUGCCUCCUGGAUGGUUCUGAAAUAAAAGGGUUGUAAUAGAAAAUGAUGAUGAAAAAGAUGUCUAUACUAUUCUUUUGCCUGGACAUUUUUUUGUUUAAGUUUUAACUAACCUUUUGGCCUAAGACAGUAUUGCUCAAGUUUCCGCUUGCUGACCAAACGUCUAACAAAUUAGACUGUUUGACCCUGGUUGUUUUGCCCACACAGCAUGGAU